AUAAAGUGGCAGGAAACAUGUUGUUCACGUCACAUAGAGACCUAAGAAUCCGAGUAUGGAAUUUCACAGUUUCAGAAAAAUUGAGUUGGAAAAAGGUUUGUUGUAUUCCAAAGAAAAGCUCUUUGCUGUCAUUGUCCAAAACCAAAAGAGAAGCAAGCAGCCACAAAGACACCAUAUCUUGCAUUGCAUAUUACCUCUCACAAGACCUCCUCUACACCGCCUCUCACGACAAAACCGUCAAAGUCUGGCGAAUCUCUGACCGCAAAUGCGUUGACUCUUUUCUCGCCCAUGAACACAAAGUCAACUCCUUAACCGUCAACCAAAACGACGGCUGCCUCUUCACUUGCUCCUCAGACGCAACUGUCAAGAUUUGGCGAAGGCUAUUCCCAGAAAACUCCCACACCCUUACGAUGACACUCAAGUUCCAGGCUUCCCCUGUAAACGCCGUCGUUUUGAGCAUACACCACGACGCCACUUUCCUCUACUCCGGAUCCUCCGAUGGGACCAUUAACUUUUGGGAAAAGGAGAAGGUUUCUUAUAGAUAUAACCAUGGGGGGUUCCUGCAAGGCCACCGAUUUGGGGUUCUGUGUCUGGCGGUGGUGGAGAUGCUGGUUAUGAGUGGCUCUGAGGACACCACCGUCAGGAUAUGGAGGAGGGAGGAAGGGGGUUGGUCUCAUGAGUGCUUGGCAGUGCUGGAUGGCCAUAGAGGGCCUGUCAGAUGCCUGGCAGGAACCUUGGAGACCGUGCAAAACAGAGUAAUGAACAAGAUGGAGACCAUGGAAAACAGAGUAAUGGAGAACAGAUUAAUGAACAAGAUGGAGACGAAUGUUUUGGUUUAUAGUGGGAGUUUGGAUCAGACUUUUAAGGUGUGGAGAGUGAAGGUGUAUUUGGGUCAUAAUGAUCAAUACCAAAAGGAAUUACUGGAGUAUGAGGAGGAGGAGGAGGAUGAGAACUUGAAGAUGAAGAAGCUCUAUGAGAUGAGCCCUGUCUUGUCUCCUUCUUGGGUUCAGAAAAAGCUUCAACCUAAAUAUUUCUGACUUCCUCAUUCAAAAUUGUAAAUUUAAUUGCUAUGAUC
This is a messenger RNA of Benincasa hispida (wax gourd), 1075 nucleotides long. NCBI's taxonomy places the organism in Eukaryota, Viridiplantae, Streptophyta, Magnoliopsida, Cucurbitales, Cucurbitaceae. The record is from RefSeq and is a predicted model, not a curated record.